Trichoderma harzianum CBS 226.95 is the source of this 978-nucleotide messenger RNA. RefSeq lists its product as hypothetical. Bases 1 to 978 code for a protein of 325 amino acids. Lineage: Eukaryota; Fungi; Ascomycota; Sordariomycetes; Hypocreales; Hypocreaceae. The transcript is spliced from 4 exons. The record is from RefSeq and is a predicted model, not a curated record. Gene Ontology annotation, biological process: mitochondrial respiratory chain complex IV assembly. Gene Ontology annotation, cellular component: mitochondrion; membrane.
AUGAAUUGCACACAGCAUCUGCUGCGCAGCCUACGGGCGACCCGCGGCAGCAUCACCACCAGAUCCGCUCCCCAAUGCGCCCGGACAACGGCAGCAGCUCGCAUCUUCCCGCCCCGAGCUGUCCAGAGCAGACGCAUAUCCUCGACCGUCUCCCGAUCCAACAAGCAGCCGGCUGCGGAUGAUCCGAACUUUGUGUCCAUUGUCGAUCUGCAGCCGCAGACGGUUCGCGCGGGCAAGCGACAUGGCCCGGGCAUCCUCCUCCUCGCUCUCAUCCCCAUAACUGCCUUCUUCCUCGGCACAUGGCAAGUCCAGCGCCUCGACUGGAAAACAAGACUCAUCGCAAAAUUCGAAGACCGUCUCAUCCGCGAACCCCUCCCGCUGCCGCCUCACAUUGACCCCUCCGUCGUCGGCGAGUUCGACUACCGCCGAGUCCUCGCCACGGGCCGCUUCCGUCACGACCAGGAGAUGCUCGUCGGCCCCCGGAUGCGCGACGGCCAGGACGGCUUCAUGGUCAUCACCCCGCUGGAACGCAAGGACGGCUCCACGAUCCUCGUCAACCGCGGCUGGAUCAGCAAGAAGCACCGCAACCAGAGGACGAGGCCCGACAGCCUAGUCCAGGGCACCGUCACGGUCGAGGGGCUGCUGCGCGAGCCGUGGAAGAAGAACAUGUUUACGCCCGAGAACAGGCCCGACAAGGGCGAAUUUUACUUUCCCGACGUCCACCAGAUGGCCAGUCUAACUGGCAGUCAACCGGUAUGGAUAGAGGUUACCAUGGAACCCGAGUAUAUGCGCAUGGUAGACUAUGAGGCUCGCGGAAUCCCCUUUGGACGACCCGCAGAGGUCAACCUGAGGAAUAACCACGCUCAGUACAUCUUUACAUGGUACGGUCUGAGCAUUGCCACGUCAAUCAUGCUUUACAUGGUGCUCAAGAAACCGCCGUCCAAUAUUGCUCGCCGGGUUCGGGCUGGCGGCAUGUAA